AUGUUAUGCGUUCAAAGUAAAAAACUGAAAUGUGCGUUACGUAUUUUUGGAAUUUGUAAACAUGCUGCGCAUCUUGCUAUCCGUAACAUGUCCGAGAAGUACGUGAAGGAAAUUUUAGAGAAGCUCGAGGAAAUCGAGAAACUGCACGCGAAACUGCGUCGUUUGGUGCCGCGCGUGAAAAAUCAUGAGCCAGAAAAUCCAAGUUUGAACGCCGCUUCCCGAAGGCGUUCGACUAAUAUGGGAAAUAAACAGCCUGUCGCGAGAGAGACGAUUAAAAUGGAUCUACCGGAACAAAAGCCUAUCGGUUUUCGUCGGGAUUCAGGAUUCUUGAAAAAUGCUUUUAAAACUUCUACAACGAGGAUGAAAAAGUUGUUCGAUACCAACGCGAGAUCUACGAAACAUCUCAGAAAGUUUCAUCGAGAAUCUCAGAACAAGUGGGGGAGAUUUAAAAGGAACUCCAUCGAUUUCAUCACGACACAAUGGCAAGAUAAAAACGACAGAAUCAGAGAUUUUUGGUCAAGCAUAAGCGAACCUGAUGUUAUAUUAGGUAAUGGUUUGUUGAGUUUAGGACUUCUACCAUUUAUAGUCACCAGAGCUUCUCAGACAUCAGAAACAGACAUAAAAAAAUUAGCUUCGAGAAGUCCUUCGCUUUUUACUCCUGAACUAGAAAAAAGAAGAUCCACGCCUACGAAUUUGUCGAGGCGGUUGAAAAAACGCUUUAGUUUUUCUCGUGAUCCUAGUCCGAAAGAGAGUACAGUGAUGGUUCAUCAUAAUUUAAGCGAAAGUGAACCGCAUAAGGUACGAAAAACGUCAUUCGUUCCAGAUGAGAAAUCGGAAACAUUAAAGAUUGUUUCGUCUGCGAGAAGAAUCUCUGUCGACGGUUGAAAACAACCUUCAUCAAGUAGUCGAGCAAACAAACUGGCAUCUACUUAGGAUAGUAUUCAAAAAUUUCUGUACGAUCAUCGAUAUCGCGCGAACUACAUACUAGUUUAGUAUAAAUAUUUAUAAUUUCCUUCAUAAGAAAUUGAUUAAAAUAGGAAACAAAAAACAGAAGGAUCCAAUUAGUGGCAUAUUAAUGUCGCAUAAUUUGUUAAUUACGCAAAUAUGAUUUUUAUUCAUUUAAAAUAUGCGUCGUAUAAUUCCCGUCGCUGUAAUCCACCGCCAUUUGAAUCCGGUUCGAAAACGUUGUCAUGAUGGUACUUUAAGCAUCCUGAUGGGAAGGAAAUGUUCGAAAGAAACCUUAGAACGCGUGGGCUGGAUGAUGGGGGUACCGGAAAGGCGAGUUCCACCGGAAGUCACGGAGGUUCAAACGUAACAUUACGAUCACGAGUAAACCCUUCGAUCGUGCUUUGUUUAAUUCCAAUUCCGAUUUCCCGACUAACUGAACUCAUUCGCCAUACAACUGUACAUUACACGUGGCUAAUAUUUAAUUUUUAUUAAAUCCGAUUUUCUUUCCAAAUUCUCUGUUCUGUAUUUUGUUCUUUAACAGACAGACAUUUUCCUAUUGCGUAUCUACUUUAAAAAGAAACAAGUUCAGCGUAAUUAUGAAGAGCUUCGCAAUUUUCGCCACUGUUUACUUAUAUAGUUCGAUUUACGCAAGAACUGACGUUGCCAAUCGAGUUCAGCGACGAUCAAGGACAUUAGA
This is a messenger RNA of Ceratina calcarata, 1645 nucleotides long. RefSeq lists its product as uncharacterized. The transcript is spliced from 3 exons. The record is from RefSeq and is a predicted model, not a curated record. The coding region runs from base 1 to 885 and encodes 294 amino acids. Lineage: Eukaryota; Metazoa; Arthropoda; Insecta; Hymenoptera; Apidae.